GAGGGUCAGGCCUGGGAAACCAAAGGCCCGGCUUGAAGCUUCCUGGUGGGAAAAAAACAUCCCUUGUACCCUCUAACAGAGGAGGAGCCCAGCUUACUAACAAAGCUUAUCUUCUGCGGUCACAUUGCUCAUUCUGUUCUUUGUGUUUGUGACACCCUCAACCACCCAGUCACUCUAGCUAGAAGGCCAAGAUCUGGCCUUGUUUCUUUUCUCCUAAAGUUAUAGCCUCCAAAUAUUCCUCUGCUUCAGUCCCUCUCUACUUACAAGAGCUUGGCCCUUGUUUGAGGCCAAACCAUGGCUUCUCCUUGGAUCGAUCACAAGGCUUCAGCCUAACUGGCUUUAGUCUUGAUAACCCAUCUCUCCCCUCCCCUCUCCCCCUUCCCUCACCCCACUCCCAGAUCCAUCUAGAUCCACCAGCCUCAGCAUUGUAACAGCUCCAAAUGGUGGUUCUUUCUGCUUAAAAUUUGUCACUGCCUAAGGAUAAAAAUGCAGACUUUUUAGCAUACAACCCAAAGCCCUUUGCAAGCUGGUUCAUUAGCCUUAGCCCCACUGGUCUCAUGCCCACUGAUCUGUUUGCUGACUAUAUACCUACAAUGUCCUGUGUAAGCUUGGGUAAGUGUCCCUGUUUCUCUCACUCUCAAAAUCCCAUUUGCGUCCUCCAGGACGCCUUCUCUGACUGCAUCCCUCCUUCAUGGAGGUUGCUUGUCUCUCCCUGUGUUUGUCUGCUGUGCCUUCUGUCUGCUCUGUCUUUGAACAUGUCCCAUUUCUGUAGGGUUUAUUUCCACUCUCUGUAAGCUCCUGGAGGGCAGAGGCCAUAAUCUUGCCAGCAUUGUCUCUGGUUCUUAAACCUUAGGAAUAUUGGAGUCUGCGAGAAGUUUUGAUGGCUUGGGCAUGUGAAGUGGUGGGUUCAUCUUGGUAGGCUCUGCCAGGCUUUGGGGAUGUCCACCUUGGGUGGACACUUCCACUUUAUUACAGGAGGCUGAUGACCUUGAACAAUUGUGCCUCGAUGAAACUGGAGGUUCAUUUUCAAAGCAAGCAGAGCUAGCUCUACCCACCUAGGCCAUGUUCUCAGCCAGAAAGCAGGGCCCUUCAUCUCAGAGUCCCCCAAGAGUUUGGAAGCAGAGAGUGGAGUACAAGCAAGGACUUGUGGCCUGGGCUUCUCUGACCUGACCCUGCAGUGCCUUUCCCAGAAUGAAGACUCAGAAGAGGAAGAGCAGUGUACCAUCAGUAGCCACUGGGCCUUCCAGCAGGAAAGUAAGUGCUGGUCUCCUAUGGGGUCCUCUGAUCUGUUGGCCCCACCGAGCCCUGGCCUGCCAGUGACCUCAAGCUGUGAGAGCGUUCUCACCGAGCUUAGUGCCACCUCUCUGCCAGUCAUCACCGUGAGCCUACCACCCGAGCCAGCAGACUUGCCCUUGCCAGGCUGUGCCCCCAGCUUGAGUGACCGGCCCUUCCUCAGCCCCACCCAGGGCCAGGAGGGUCCCCAGGACAAAGCCAAGAAGCGCCAUCGUAACCGUAGCUUCCUCAAGCACCUUGAGUCUCUGAGGCGGAAGGAAAAGAGUGGCAGCCAGCAAGCAGAGCCCGAACGUAGUCCAGCCGCCUCAGAGAAGGUCUCCAAAGCCUCAUCUUUCCGCAGUUGUCGUGGCUUCCUCUCAGCCGGAUUUUACAGGGCCAAGAACUGGGCCGCCACCUCAGCCGGUGGCAGUGGUGCCAACACUCGGAAGGCCUGGGAGGCUUGGCCAGUGGCCUUGUUCCGGCAUCCUCAGCGGAUACACCGGGGUGAUUGCCUGGUGCAUGUGCCUGGGGACCACAAACCAGGCACAUUCCCUCGCUCCCUGUCCAUUGAGAGCCUGUGUCCUGAGGACGGACACCGCCUGGCAGACUGGCAGUCAGGUAGGCGGUGGGGCUGUGAGGGGCGCCGGGGCUCCUGUGGCUCAACGGGCAGCCAUGCCAGCACGUAUGACAACUUACCUGAGCUGUACCCAGCUGAGCCUGUAAUGGUUGGGGUCGAGGCUGAAGAUGAAGAUGAUGAGGACAGUGGGGGCAGCUAUGCUCACCUAGACGACAUCCUCCAGCACGUGUGGGGGCUACAGCAACGAGUAGAGCUGUGGUCUCGGGCCAUGUACUCAGACCUGGGGCCUGGAGAUGAGGAAGAGGAGGAGGCCACUUCAUCAGUACAAAUAGCCACAGUUGAGGUCAAAUGCCAAGCUGAGGCUCUCAGCCAGAUGGAGGUUCUGGCCCACGGAGAGUCCCCAGCCUGGGCCCAGGCUGAAGUCCAGCCAGCAGUCCUGGCUCCGGCUCAGGCUUCAGCUGAGGCUGAGCCACUGGCACAGGAAGAGACUGAGGCCCUGGCCCCGGCCCCAGCCCAGGACAGUGAGCAGGAGGCACAUUCAGGCGGGGAACCCACCUUUGCCUCUAGCCUGUCUGUGGAGGAAGGACACUCCAUUUCUGAUACUGUGGCCUCCUCCAGCGAACUUGACAGUAGUGGGAACUCCAUGAAUGAGGCUGAGGCUGCGGGGCCCCUGGCUGGACUCCAGGCAUCAAUGCCCCGUGAACGGCGCGAUUCAGGUGUUGGGGCCUCACUUACCAGACCCUGCAGGAAGCUCCGUUGGCAUAGCUUCCAGAACUCCCAUCGGCCCAGCCUCAACUCAGAGUCGCUGGAGAUCAACCGGCAGUUUGCAGGCCAGAUCAACCUCCUGCACAAGGGCUCACUGCUGCGGCUUACUGCCUUCAUGGAGAAGUACACUGUGCCCCACAAGCAGGGCUGGGUCUGGUCAAUGCCCAAGUUCAUGAGGAGAAACAAGACCCCAGACUACCGGGGACAGCACGUAUUUGGGGUGCCACCCCUCAUCCAUGUACAGCGCACGGGCCAGCCACUGCCACAGAGCAUUCAGCAAGCCAUGCGCUACUUGCGCAGCCAGUGCCUGGACCAAGUAGGCAUCUUCCGCAAGUCUGGGGUCAAGUCUAGGAUCCAGAACCUGCGCCAAAUGAAUGAGACCUCGCCUGACAACGUCUGCUAUGAGGGCCAGUCAGCCUACGACGUGGCUGACCUGCUAAAGCAGUAUUUCCGGGACCUGCCCGAGCCCAUCUUCACCAGCAAGCUCACCACCACUUUCCUCCAGAUCUACCAGCUCCUCCCCAAGGAUCAGUGGUUGGCAGCAGCACAAGCCGCCACCUUGCUGCUCCCCGAUGAGAACCGAGAGGUGCUACAGACUCUGCUCUACUUCUUAAGUGACAUUGCCUCUGCCGAGGAAAACCAGAUGACAGCAGGCAACCUGGCAGUGUGCCUGGCGCCCUCCAUCUUCCACCUCAAUGUCUCUAAGAAGGAGAGCCCCUCUCCCAGGAUCAAGAGCAAACGCAGCCUCGUUGGUAGGCCAGGCCCUAGGGACCUGAGUGACAACAUGGCAGCCACCCAGGGCCUGUCGCACAUGAUCAGUGACUGCAAGAAACUUUUCCAGGUGCCCCAGGACAUGGUGCUGCAGCUGUGCAGCUCCUACAGUGCAGCUGAGCUCAGCCCUCCCGGCCCAGCCCUGGCUGAGCUGCGUCAGGCCCAAGCUGCAGGGGUAAGCCUGAGCCUCUACAUGGAGGAGAGCAUCCAGGACCUGCUGCGUGAUGCUGCUGAGCGCUUCAAGGGCUGGAUGAGCGUGCCAGGGCCCCAGCACACGGAACUGGCUUGCAGGAAGGCACCGGACGGGCACCCCCUGCGGCUGUGGAAGGCGUCCACAGAGGUGGCAGCCCCCCCAGCUGUGGUGCUGCAUCGUGUUCUCCGGGAGCGGGCCCUCUGGGAUGAGGAUCUGCUGCGGGCCCAGGUGCUGGAAGCCCUGAUGCCGGGUGUGGAGCUGUACCACUAUGUCACCGACAGCAUGGCACCCCAUCCCUGCCGCGACUUUGUGGUGCUUCGGAUGUGGCGCUCUGACCUGCCUCGUGGGGGUUGCCUGCUUGUCUCCCAGUCCCUGGAUCCUGAGCAACCUGUGCCAGAGUCGGGUGUGCGGGCCCUCAUGCUCACGUCCCAGUACCUCAUGGAGCCUUGUGGCUUGGGCCGCUCUCGGCUCACACACAUCUGCCGGGCUGACCUCAGGGGCCGUUCUCCUGAUUGGUACAACAAAGUCUUUGGGCACCUGUGUGCCAUGGAAGUGGCAAAGAUCCGGGACUCCUUCCCCACCCUGCAGGCAGUGGGCCCUGAGACAAAACUGUGAGCCUUGGGCUGGUCCCAGGGUGGCACCACUCAGGCCCCCUGGGCACCAAAGGAGUGAGGGGGAAUAAGAGCAGAGCAGCCCCCUGGGUGCUGCUGUCAGGAGCAGAGCCAGGCCCAGGUGGCUCCAGCUGCCUGUCCUGUCCCCUUUCCUAAAGCUCCUCUGCACGUAGAGGGGAGAAAAAGAGAAUUUAGGCAACUCUACUCCCCCUUCACCCCCAACCCUGUAUUCUACUCUCCCGAAAUGAGAAGAGAAUCACAUGAGUAGCAAGACUACUGCCGCCAGCCACCUGCCUGUGAGGCCGCCACUUGGUCUGAAGCCUCCACAGCUCCCCACCUGCAGGGGCAAAGAGGUCGACAACAGUGUGUGAUCCCAGCUCUCUGCCAGACUGAGAGGGCAAGCCGUCUUGUUUCCUGCAAGGGUGCUUUUGAGAUUGGACAGGAGGUUCUGGUCCUGCCUUUGGGGCCAACACUGGCCCUGAAGUGUCUUUUUCAGAGGAAUUGGACUGGAGUGAAUGGGCACAGGGGUGGAGCGCAGGGCAGCCCCAAUCACCAUGAGCUGUUUCAUUUGUGUAAAUAUGAUGCUGAAUUUUAAGAGGCUGAGUUAAGAGUGGGCACUGACAGGCCCCUAAUAAGCGACAUGACGAUUUGGCAUAGAUUGGGAUGUGAGGGUGGAGAAGCUUCCUUUCUCAAGUCUCAAGAUGCCAAUGAAACCAGUUUUCCCUGACUUGGGUUUCACACUUUAUCUGCCACCCCAUGGGGUCCUGUGUAGCCUUUGUCCACACACUGCCACUGCCCAGGCCAAGCAAAAGCAGAGUGUGGUUAAGAGACAAGGGUCUGUGUCAUCGUCUCUUUUGCUUAUGGUAGUGGGCUAACAUAACAGCCCCUUUCUCAAGCAGAGACCUGGCCCGUGGGCCAGACAGAUGGAAGGGCCUAUCUUAGCCAGCUGGAGCUUAAGCCAAACCUGUUCUGUCCCACUGGCCAGCCAUCUUUGCUCACAUGGAAAUUCAAAUGCCAUUCAAAGGCCACUGGUGCUUUAUUUUUCAAUCUGCUGAGUAAACUGAAAUGAGAUGGGUCCCAACCACCACUGUAAUUUUCAAGCCUAUUUUAUUUGUACCUGUAAAUACUGUACAGUUUAUAUAUAUAUAUAUGUAUAUGUGUGUGUAUAUAUGUGUUUAUAUAGAUACACACACACGUGUGUAUAUAUACACAUAUACACACACACACACACACACGCAUUUGCACAGACACACAUAUAUAUCAAUUCUCAUGAGUGUAUUAUAAUCUCUGGUGGGGGCAAGGGUCUGGAAGGCCUGAGGGGCAUUUCAGAUGAGAAUGGAGAGGUAGAGAGCCAGGUGCAGCAGGAUCCCUCAGAUCAAUAAAGCAUUACCAGAGAUGCAC
Macaca mulatta (Rhesus monkey) is the source of this 5590-nucleotide messenger RNA. NCBI's taxonomy places the organism in Eukaryota, Metazoa, Chordata, Mammalia, Primates, Cercopithecidae. The record is from RefSeq and is a predicted model, not a curated record.